AUGUCAGAUUUACUGUCAAAGAUUCUUAAGUUGGUAGAUUCCAAUAAUGGAGUUAUUCAAAACACAUUACAAGCACCCGAACUCGCCAACAUAGAUUCCAACACAUUACACUCGGCAUUAUCUUCGCUAUGGUCGAAAGAAAUGGUGAACUUCACCAAGAUUGAACAAGACCAAUGGGUUUUGACCAAAGAGGCCGAGGAGUACCUCAAGGCCGGAGCCACCCCGGAAGUGCAAGUUGUUGAUGAAGUAUUGAAGGCAUUGGAAGGCUUGACUAUAUCACAGUUGAAGGAAAAAUUGGGACCAGUGGGAAUCGUGGGCCAAGGUAAAGCCUUUAAGAAUAAGUGGUUAAGCAAGGAUGGAGACAAACUUAUUGCACAAGUCAAAGAUUUACCAACCGAUUUCGUUUUGCAAGAACUUGAAACAAUCAAGAAAACUGGUUCACUAGACGACAAGAAGGAACUUGUAGAAUUGAAAAAGAGAAAAUUGAUCAAUUUGAUGAAAAUUGUAGGAUACAAAAUCGAGAAAGGACCCAAGUUUGCCCUCGAGAUUGUUAAUUUGGAAACAGAUAUCACCUCCGACAUGAUUAUGAACCAAUCUUGGAAAACAGCACAAUUCAAGCCAUACAACUUCAACUCGGAAGGUGUUUACCCACAAUCAGGUGCAUUGCAUCCAUUAAACAAAGUUAGAGAAGAAUUUAGACAAAUCUUUUUUUCCAUGGGCUUCACGGAAAUGCCCUCUAACCAAUAUGUUGAAUCUGGAUUUUGGAACUUUGAUACCUUGUUUGUUCCACAACAACACCCAGCAAGAGAUUUGCAAGACACUUUUUACUUGAAAGAUCCAGUCAAGGCCAAGGAACCUGAAGACAAGGAAUACUGGAACAAUGUGAAACAAGUGCACCAAGAAGGUAAAUACGGCUCCAUCGGUUAUAGGUAUCCAUGGAGUGCCGACGAAUCGUUGAGAAUGGUUUUAAGAACUCAUACUACUGCCAUUUCAUCAGCAUUAUUGUACAAAUUGGCCCAAGACCCUAAACCAACAAGAUUGUUCUCCAUCGAUAGAGUCUUUAGAAACGAAGCCGUUGAUGCUACACACUUGGCCGAAUUCCACCAAGUUGAAGGUGUUAUUGCUGGUUACGACAUCACGUUGGGUGACUUGAUUGGUUUUAUGGAUGAUUUCUUUGGCAAGAUGGGCGUUGACAACUUGAGAUUCAAAGCUGCUUAUAACCCAUACACCGAACCAUCUUUGGAAAUCUUUGCUUACCACAAGGGCUUAAAGAAAUGGGUUGAAAUUGGUAACUCGGGUAUGUUUAGACCAGAAAUGUUGGAAACCAUGGGCUUGCCAUCCAACUUGCGUGUCUUGGGUUGGGGACUUUCUUUGGAAAGACCAACCAUGAUCAAGUACGGCGUUUCCAAUAUCAGAGAGUUGUUGGGCCACAAAGUCUCUUUGGACUUUAUCGAGUCUAAUCCUGCUGCUAGAUUGGAUGAGUUGUUGUAG
This is a messenger RNA of Lodderomyces elongisporus, 1491 nucleotides long. RefSeq names its product phenylalanine--tRNA ligase subunit alpha (gene FRS2). Gene Ontology annotation, biological process: phenylalanyl-tRNA aminoacylation. The record is from RefSeq and is a predicted model, not a curated record. Gene Ontology annotation, cellular component: cytoplasm; cytosol; phenylalanine-tRNA ligase complex. Gene Ontology annotation, molecular function: tRNA binding; phenylalanine-tRNA ligase activity; ATP binding. The transcript has a single exon. Bases 1 to 1491 code for a protein of 496 amino acids. NCBI's taxonomy places the organism in Eukaryota, Fungi, Ascomycota, Pichiomycetes, Serinales, Debaryomycetaceae.